This is a messenger RNA of Neospora caninum, 639 nucleotides long. RefSeq lists its product as hypothetical. Bases 1 to 639 code for a protein of 212 amino acids. Lineage: Eukaryota; Apicomplexa; Conoidasida; Eucoccidiorida; Sarcocystidae. Gene Ontology annotation, molecular function: RNA binding. The record is from RefSeq and is a predicted model, not a curated record. The transcript is spliced from 6 exons. Gene Ontology annotation, biological process: mRNA cis splicing, via spliceosome. Gene Ontology annotation, cellular component: catalytic step 2 spliceosome.
AUGACAACUGCUCAUAGACCGACUUGGCACCAAGCUCUCGGAGGCGAACACCAGGGAGGCAAUCGCCUCGUCGCCACGCAGAAGGUGUCGGCAAAAGAUCAACCGGGGAACUUGACUCUGAAGACGAGGAAACCUGCCCAGGGCCCGCAAACUUCGGACCGCGGCGAGUUUCGCGCGCAGCUGGAAGCGAAGGAGAAGAAGGCGCUCGCCGACCGGAAGAAAGCAGAAGCGUCCCUGACUGCUCUACCAGCGGAUUACGACAAUCCAUUUCCUGAGGAUGCGGAUGACGUUGACGCCCCAGCCCCGCCGUCCGAGGCCUCGUCCGACGAAGAUGAGGAUAGCGACGAGGAAGAGGCGUUGCUGAGGGAACUGGAAAAAAUCAAAAAAGAGCGAAUGGAGGAAGAACAGGCCAAGCAAGCUGCCGAAGAGAAGAAGCGACAGGCGGAACAGCAAGAGCGCAUGCUGCGAGCGAAUCCUUUGCUGAUGGCGGAGCGAGGCGGCGCCGUUAAGCGGCGGUGGGACGACGAGGUCGUGUUCCGCAACCAGGCGAAAAACGAACCGAAGGCAAAACGCCAAUUCGUCAAUGACCCUGUCCGAAGCGAAUUCCACAAGAAGUUCUUGAGCAAAUACAUCUGGUAG